CGAAGGGUUAAUAUUGCUGCUGCUGUUUCUUCUUCUUCUUAUCAUCAUUCGUUUGACGUCUGGUCUGGCGGUGGUGGAUGCGAAGCCUCUGCUUCUGCUGCCUUCCUUCUCGGUUGGUGGAAGUUCUUCCGCUUCUUCUGCAUCCGCUCGCCUCUAUCUUUCCCCACAGCUGGAGUACACAACUUGAAGAGGCAGAGCAACGGGGCAAAGCAAGCAGAGCAACCACCCAUAUCCCUCCGCUGCCUGCCACCCUCGCCCCUCUGACCCAAGUAGCAUAAAGGGUAUUUUGCUUUAGGUUUCGCAAUGGCAGAAGAGAUGAAGAGGAUGAUAGCCCUGGGCUUCGAGGGCUCGGCGAACAAGAUCGGCGUCGGCGUCGUGACGCUCGACGGCACCAUCCUCUCCAACCCUCGCCACACUUAUAUCACUCCGCCGGGCCAAGGGUUUCUCCCCCGCGAGACCGCCCAGCACCAUCUCCAGCACGUCCUACCCCUCGUCAAGGAAGCCCUCAAGACCGCCCGAGUGACACCGGACGACCUUGACUGUCUCUGCUACACCAAGGGCCCCGGCAUGGGUGCUCCAUUGCAGGUUGCUGCCAUAGUCGUUAGGGUUCUUUCUCAGCUAUGGAAAAAGCCGAUUGUUGCGGUGAACCACUGUGUGGCUCAUAUUGAGAUGGGGAGGAUUGUCACUGGUGCUAUUGAUCCUGUAGUUUUGUAUGUGAGUGGUGGAAACACGCAGGUGAUCGCGUACAGUGAGGGGAAAUAUAGGAUCUUCGGGGAGACCAUUGAUAUUGCUGUCGGAAAUUGCCUCGAUAGAUUUGCCCGAGUCUUGACUCUGUCCAAUGAUCCUAGCCCUGGAUACAAUAUUGAGCAGGUCGCGAAGAAAGGUGAGAAGUUCAUCGAUCUUCCUUAUGUUGUCAAAGGAAUGGAUGUCUCCUUCAGUGGAAUAUUAAGCUUCAUUGAAGCGACUGCUGAAGAAAAACUUAAAAAUAAUGAGUGCACCCCUGCAGACUUGUGCUACUCCCUUCAGGAGACGCUAUUUGCAAUGCUCGUGGAGAUCACAGAGCGAGCAAUGGCCCACUGCGACAAGCGGGACGUCCUCAUCGUGGGUGGGGUGGGCUGCAACGAGCAGCUGCAGGAGAUGAUGAGGAUAAUGUGCUCAGAGCGAGGCGGGAACUUGUACGCUACUGAUGAUCGGUAUUGUAUUGAUAACGGGGCGAUGAUUGCCUACACGGGCCUCCUCGCCUUCGCCCAUGGGACAACAACCCCCCUCGAGGAAUCGAUCUUCACUCAGAGGUUUAGAACCGAUGAGGUGCAUGCAAUUUGGAGAGAGAAGGAGGCGACUGAAAAGAAGGCUAACUAGUGCCACUGAGGUAGAUAAAUCUGUAGACUUGUAUUAUGUGUCUUUACACUCCAGGUUUUUAUUAAGAAGUUUGAUAAUUUUUAGGCCAUUAAUAUCGGCACGUGAGCUACCAUUUGAAUCUUUUCUGAAAUGUAUUCCGAUUGUAUUUGGGGCGGGAUAUAAAAAUUCAGCUAGCAUGAUUUGUAUUUUACAUUUAAAAUUCCUCCUGUUGGAGGUUUACAUUGAGUCCACUCUACUCGUCAAUAUGCAUUACUGGCCACUUUAUAGAUUA
This is a messenger RNA of Punica granatum (pomegranate), 1630 nucleotides long. Lineage: Eukaryota; Viridiplantae; Streptophyta; Magnoliopsida; Myrtales; Lythraceae. The record is from RefSeq and is a predicted model, not a curated record.